AUGCGCGCGACGCCGUUUCUGCGAAAUGUUGGGCCUGGUGUCUCUGCAGCGCUCAGAGAGCGCGUUCGAAGACCAAGCAUGUUGAAGAAGCUGACGAGCCCUGAGGCCCUCGCCCCGCUAUUCAAGAACGACGACUACAUUGGAUGGUCGGGCUUCACCGGAGUGGGCUACCCAAAAUGCGUACCGACGGCCAUCGCAGAUCACACUGAGCAAAAUAACCUUCAAGCCGACCCUGCUACGAAGCGCAAGUUCAACCUUUUCGUCGGUGCCUCGGUGGGCCCCGAAGUCGAAGACAGAUGGGCACAUAUGGAUAUGAUUGCUCGGCGGUAUCCGCAUCAAGUCGGUAAGGAGGUCAGCAAAGGAAUCAAUGCAGGGAGGAUAGAAUUUGCCGACAAGCAUCUAAGUAUGUUCCCUCAAGACCUCACAUACGGCUAUUACAGUUUAAAGAAACAGCGGGGUGACCCUCGCAAACCUUUGGACUGGGCAAUCGUAGAAGCGACCGCCAUCACCGAAGAAGGCCAUAUCGUACCUGGUGCAUCCGUAGGAGCUACUCCUGAGAUUCUCGAAUCCGCCGAAAAAAUCAUCAUUGAGGUCAACACGCGUGUACCCAAUUUGGAGGGUCUCCACGACAUCGUCCAUUCCUUCGCUCCGCCCAACAAGCAGCCUUACUUGAUCACCCACCCUUCAAACAGAAUUGGCUCGACCGCAAUCCCCAUCGACACAGAACGUGUUGUCGCCAUCGUGGAGAGUACGCACCCUGAUAAUACGGGUACCAAUGCCCCCGAGAACGACGAAUCCAAGGCUAUUGCUAAACAUCUCAUUCACUUCCUUUCGGAGGAAGUCGCGGCCGGUAGAUUACCUAAAUCUUUACUACCACUGCAAUCUGGUAUCGGAAACGUUGCCAACUCAAUCAUUGGCGGUCUUGCCGAUGGUCCCUUCGAAAAGGUGCAAGUCUGGACGGAGGUUCUUCAGGAUACUUUCAUUCGUUUUUUCGACUCAGGCAAAUUGGACUUUGCCACGGCGACAUCGAUCCGUUUCUCGCCUGACGGGUUCAACCACUUCUACAAAAAUUGGGCUAAUUACAAGGAUCGCCUGCUCCUUCGCUCGCAGCAAGUUGCUAAUGCUCCCGAAAUCAUCCGUCGCCUCGGUGUUAUCGCUAUGAACACGCCUCUCGAGGUCGAUAUCUAUGCACACGCCAACUCGACCUGUGCUCUUGGCUCAAGGAUGUUGAACGGUCUUGGUGGAUCUGGUGACUUCUUGCGAAAUGCCAAGCUGUCGAUCAUGCAUACUCCAUCCAGCCGUCCCACGAAGACUGAUCCAACUGGAAUCUCGUGCAUUGUUCCCUUCGCCUCACACAUUGAUCAUACCGAGCACGAUCUUGAUAUCGUCGUUACGGAGCAAGGCCUAGCUGAUCUCCGUGGACUAUCGCCACGCGAACGUGCACCCCUCAUCAUCGAGAAGUGUGCCCAUCCGGACUACAAGGAUUCACUGAAGGAGUACUAUGAUCGAGCACUCUUCGAGUGUUUGAAGAGCGGCGCAGGCCACGAGCCACAUAUUUUGAAGAAUGCGUUCAAGUUCCACACCAAUCUGCAAGAGCAUGGGACCAUGAAGAUCAAGAACUGGGAUUAG
This is a messenger RNA of Pleurotus ostreatus (oyster mushroom), 1629 nucleotides long. It is a transcript of the gene ACH1, whose product is annotated as acetyl-CoA hydrolase. Gene Ontology annotation, molecular function: acetyl-CoA hydrolase activity; acetate CoA-transferase activity. Gene Ontology annotation, cellular component: mitochondrion. NCBI's taxonomy places the organism in Eukaryota, Fungi, Basidiomycota, Agaricomycetes, Agaricales, Pleurotaceae. The transcript has 12 exons. The record is from RefSeq and is a predicted model, not a curated record. Gene Ontology annotation, biological process: acetate metabolic process. Bases 1 to 1629 code for a protein of 542 amino acids.